Messenger RNA from Amphibalanus amphitrite, 1640 nucleotides. RefSeq names its product DNA replication licensing factor MCM7-like (gene Mcm7). Gene Ontology annotation, biological process: double-strand break repair via break-induced replication; DNA replication; DNA strand elongation involved in DNA replication. The coding region runs from base 37 to 1443 and encodes 468 amino acids. Gene Ontology annotation, molecular function: single-stranded DNA binding; ATP binding; single-stranded DNA helicase activity. NCBI's taxonomy places the organism in Eukaryota, Metazoa, Arthropoda, Thecostraca, Balanomorpha, Balanidae. Gene Ontology annotation, cellular component: nucleus; MCM complex. The record is from RefSeq and is a predicted model, not a curated record. The transcript has 6 exons.
UCGGACCAGGUGCCGGUCGGUAACAUCCCACGCUCGAUGACGGUCAUCUGCAGCGGCGAGCUGACGCGGCUCGCCCAGCCCGGCGAUCACGUUGCCGUCACGGGCAUCUUCCUGCCGCUGGCGCGAGCGCCCGGCUUUGCCGCGCUCACGGCCGGCCUGCUCAGCGACACGUUUAUGGAGGCGCACCGUGUGGUGCAGAUGAACAAAACGGAUGAUGAUGAGGCCGAUUGUGACCUGCUGACGGAGGAGGAAAUUCGCCUAGUCUCCCAGGAUGACUUUUACGAGAAAAUUGCCCAGUCGAUCGCGCCGGAAAUAUUCGGAAUGGAGGACGUGAAGAAGGCGCUGCUGCUGCUGCUGGUUGGCGGGGUGGACACCAACCCGCGCGGCAUGAAGAUCCGCGGCUGCAUCAACAUCUGCCUGAUGGGCGACCCGGGUGUGGCCAAGUCACAGCUGCUGGGCUACAUCGACCGGUUGGCUGCGCGCAGUCAGUACACGACGGGCCGCGGCUCGUCCGGUGUGGGCCUGACGGCCGCCGUCAUGAAGGACCCGCUCACCGACCAGAUGGUGCUGGAGGGCGGCGCACUGGUGCUCGCCGACCAGGGCAUCUGCUGCAUCGACGAGUUCGACAAGAUGGCAGAGCACGACCGCACGGCCAUCCACGAGGUCAUGGAGCAGCAGACCAUCUCGAUCGCCAAGGCGGGUAUCAUGUGCUCGCUGAACGCGCGCGUGUCGAUUCUGGCGGCGGCCAACCCUGCGUACGGCCGCUACAACCCGCGCCGCUCGGUGGAGGCCAACGUGCAGCUGCCGGCGGCGCUGCUCUCCCGGUUCGACCUGCUCUGGCUGCUCAUGGACAAGGCCGACCAGGAGAACGACCUCAGGCUGGCCAAGCACAUUACCUACGUGCACCAGAACUGCGUGCAGCCGCCGAGCCAGUUCGACCCGCUCAGCAUGCGCCUCAUCCGACGCUACGUGGCGCUCUGUCGUCGCAAACAGCCGACCGUGCCCGAGGCGCUGGCGGAGUACCUCGUCGGUGCGUACGUGGAGCUGCGCCGGGAGGCCCGCAACAGCCAGGACAGGACGUUCACAUCGGCGCGCAACCUGCUGGCCAUCCUGCGGCUGUCGACAGCGCUGGCCCGGCUCCGCCUGGUCGACGCCGUCGAAAAGGAAGACGUCAACGAGGCCAUGCGCCUGCUCGAGAAAAGCAAGGACUCGCUGAACGUGGAGGUGGACGGCAGCCGCGCUCAGCGCAACGCCAACGACGCCAUCUUCGAGCUGGUGAAGGAGCUGACCGGUGUCAGCGGCACCGUCAACUUCGCCCAGGUUCACAAUCUGUGUGCCAGCAAGGGAUUCACGCCCGACCAGCUGGACGCGUGCGUCGACAGGUACGAGGAGCUGGGCGUGUGGCAGCUGAACCAGGGCCGCACGCGGCUCACCUUCAUCUGAGCUCGGCCGGCGGGCAGUGCGGCCGGCGCUGGGACCUACUGCCGCCUCCGAUAUCCACGCCCGGCCCCCAGUCGCGGCGCCGGAGCAGGAACAUUGGACUCCCGAAUGAGACGAGUGGCGAUUUUUCAUUUCAUUCCACGUUGUCAAACCUGCGACAAGUUUGCACUUCACCGUGUAGAAAUAUAGUUUUUGAUGGA